AUGGUGAGGCUGCCAACGGCGAUGAUAUCUUUCAGCAGGCACUUACUAGGCAAAACCCGUCAUUUGUUUGUUCCUAGGGCAUCUACAACUUCACAGCAAAUACCUCAAAGGGAAAUAGAAGACAAGAUAGAGCAUCAAAUAGAGUUGAAGAGGUUACUUCAGAGGCAAAAAUACAGAAAUAAUAAUGGCAAAAAUGUCAGGAAAUUGGCAAGAGACGAGUUACGCUCUUUGAGAGAGCUAGCGACGGAAGUUUCAUUGAAAGCAAAUGAUGGACUACAUGACGACUCAACAUCUGAUUCGACGGAGAAAGUGUUUGAGGCUAUACACUCACAAAACUUGAUAUCAAAUCCUGAGCUGAAAUCUUCAAAGUAUGUGUUCCCCUCUGUGAUCAAUGACAAGCUUGGCCUAGCUUCGACAUACUUGAUACCCGGAAAUGGAGAAUUCAAACCUCAAUGGGCUCUUAUAGUGCAACAAUUGGAAUUGAGUGGAGGCUUUACAGAUCUUGAUACGAAAACAGUGCAUGCCUUUGUAAAAACAAUACCACCUGCAGAUUUAAAAAAGCUCGUUCCACAACUAAUUCAGAUGUGUUCAGAUGCAGAAAUAGAGAUCACCCCUAAAAUUGAGCUCCUUUUUUUCAAAUCGCUUGCAACUGGAGGUACAGUAACUUCAGCGGAAAUCCAAUCAAUGGAAGCAUACUUUGAAAGAUUCUUGGAACAAAAUGAACAGAAACCCGACUAUUAUGAAACGAUGAUUUGUGGGUACAUCAAAAAUGGCAACAUGAAGAAGGUGGAAAAAUUGUUGAAUACUAUGCAGUUAAAGAAUGUUGAGAUAACGCGUUCUAUAUUUUCAUCAAUACUUCAGGGUUAUAUCUAUUAUACCCACGACCAUGCUAAAGCAUGGGAGACAUUUAAUGCGAUGAAGUUCUUGUCCAAGAAAACGCAGCCAAAUGAGCGCAACUACACCGACAUGGUCUUUUCAUUUGUUAAAAGUAACAGAUUGGAAGGAGCGUUGGAUCUCUAUCAAGAGAUGUUGGAUAAUAACAUAGCCCUAAACCAGAAUGUCUUGGCUUCGUUGGCGAGAGGAUGUUGCAAGAGCAAAAGAUUUUCGACGAAGUCAUGGGAUUUUGUUUUCAAAAUCUAUGAUCAAGGUUUGCUGCCAAACUUACAAACCUACGAGAGUAUGCUAAACAUUUCUGCCUUAGAGGGUAGUGUAGACCUCACAAGGGCACUAUUUGCGAAAUUGAUACAAACCAAUUCUGUCACAUCGAAAGCAGUUUUAUAUUUGAUGAUGUCAUAUUCGAAGCACGACCAUUCGAGUCGCGAAAAAACCAAACGUAGUGCUAUUGAAUUCAACGAACGAGGUCGGAUUUUUAAACAAAACGUGAUGCAGGAUGUCGAUUUUUCAGAAAUCCAGGGUGGAUUCCCUUUCCUCCCCUUGAUUAGCUUGCCUAACAAUGAUGCAGUCCUUGCUGAAGCGACUGCUAUUGUGACAUUCAUAAAGGACUUCAAACCUUGGCUUUUGACUCCGCAAUUGGUCACAUCAUUUUUGAAUACAUGCGUUCAAUUGGGAUCGAUGGAAGGGUUUUUAAAGCAUUAUGAAAACCUCACUUGUCUAGAAGCUACAGCUAUCCCUAAAUCAGGAGGUGAUGGUUUGGAGGUGAUUGAUAAAGUGGAAACCAACCUUUACAGAAUUUCCAGGGAUACCCCGAUUUACAUCACAGCACUAAAGGCAGCUGCAAAAUUCAAGAACUACGACUUUGCAAUGCAACUUCUUAAAGAACGUGGUUGCUACAGAAAAUCAAUCGUGUACCAAAGUAAGCCAAAGAAAAUUCAGCAUGUGGCAGAUUUUGAGUUUGCUAGAGCGUUAGUAGAGUGCUUCAAAGAUUUAAAGAUGUUGAAGGAUGCGUUGUCGAUCGUGCUUCUGUCAGAAGAAAAAUUUCCUUGGAGCUGGAAGGAAUUAGGUGGCUUGGUCGGUGCUGCAUUGACUAUUGAGGAUUUGCAAAUGGUGGAAACAAUCAAGCGAGUGAUUAGAAACAAUAACAAUAGACGCUAA
Molecule: messenger RNA, 2052 nt
Organism: Lodderomyces margitis
Lineage: Eukaryota; Fungi; Ascomycota; Pichiomycetes; Serinales; Debaryomycetaceae
Exons: 1
Coding region: 1-2052 (683 amino acids)
Molecular function (GO): protein binding
Source: RefSeq, a predicted model, not a curated record